UUCUUAGAUAUACAAAUUGUUUCAUUUUGUACUAGAAAUAGGAUUUUAGCUGUGCAACCGGUACCAAGAAACGUCGUCAUGAGGUCAACCCUACUUUACCUGAUGUUAUGCUCGACAAUCUUGGGGCCCAUACAGGGAUCACGGCUUGGGAAACUAGAGGAAGUUGUCAAAAGUCUCAGAAGCCUCGUAUACAGCGAGUUGUCAUCUAUUCGGCAUGAGGUCAAAGAAAUCUCCAAUAGAGUUUAUAUUUUGGAAAACUCAACGGUUACGCACGACCCGAGCAGUCCUAGCAAGGAAAUGGAAAUUACUUCUUACAACCUUGGUGAUGAAACUGGAGAAAGUGGCAAGCAGCUCGUACGUGAUGGAAAUAACGAAGCAAGUGUUGUAAAAGCAGAGGUUCAAAACAUUCGAAAGGCUUACGCAAAUGAUAAACAGGACUUACAUCAACUGAAGCAAGAAUUUAAGGGGCAACUGAGAGAGCUUGAACAAACGAUUACUAGCCAUAUGUAUAAUCUGACUGCAGACGUGCAACAGAAUAUCGAGUACAUUCAUGAAAAUAUAUCGCUGGCAAACGUUGCUUUGUCAGAGUUCAUCAAUGUGUCUAUUUCAAAGGACAAUAUAAAAAUGGAAAUAAAAAGUUUUUGCAAGCUCUAAUGAAGAGCUUGAUUUUAGAUUUAACGAAACAGAAGAAAAAAUGGAAAGCAAUAUAUCUGUAACAUACCGUCGUAAUGAAGAUGAACUUGAAAGAUUCAUGUCACUUGCUGGUCGCAAUGUAAGUGAUAUGAUGCUUUAAGCAGAUAGCAUCUUCAGUAUGAUCCAUACUAAUUUUACGGAAAUGCCGUCUCAAAUCACUAAUUUAUCUUUGGAAUUACAAACAACUCAAAGUGAAAUAAAAGGUGUAGAGAAAAGGCUUUGGGAAACAUUUAAGUCAACUUCAAGCGAUCUGGAAAAGGAAAUUUCUUCGAUGAAAACUUUACAUGAUGGAUACUAUUACACAAGCGAAAACGACAUCCGUCUGGCAAACGUUUCUUCAUAUGGCUCCAACGGCAUCCAGGGGCGGCUAGAGGUCCGUCACAAUAAUAUAUGGGGAACGGUUUGUGAUGACAGCUUUGAGCUUGCUCAAGUAGGCAAACAGGACAUAGAAAACAACGUUAACGUGGUGUGUAGGAUGUUCGGGUUCCAGGAAUGUGACUAUGUGAUAGUGUCGGGAAUGGGUAGGGGCAGUGGGGACAUCUGGAUGGACGAUGUGAAAUGUGGAGGAGGUGAAAGUAGCUUUUUAGUAUGCCCUUACCGUGGGUGGGGGAAUCAUAACUGUGGUCAUGACGAAGACGUAGGGUUCCGUAUGUGGAACUAGUUGGAUGUUAAUAAAAUGUAACGAUCAGAUAUAUAGAAUUAUAUUUUUCAUAAAAUAGUGCUAUUGUUUCCUGGAAUAUGUUAAUAACAUAAAUUUUAAAUUGU
Molecule: messenger RNA, 1458 nt
Organism: Mya arenaria
Lineage: Eukaryota; Metazoa; Mollusca; Bivalvia; Myida; Myidae
Exons: 3
Coding region: 79-654 (191 amino acids)
Source: RefSeq, a predicted model, not a curated record